GCAACUUCGGAGGAAGGACUCCGACGGUGAGGAAGAAGAAGAGCACAGUGACCGAGGACAGAGUGGAGGUGUUGAGGAACGUCGCCAUGUCUAACACGCAGGGGAUCUACUCCUUUGACGCUCCCACUACUGCCAUCGACUUUGGCUCGUUUCACACUGAAGAUGAUCCUAAUGCAGAUAUCUGGUUCGACCGCCGAGUUGCAGAGUCUGAGAAUAUUCUGCCGGUGGAGGAAAGUGUUGUGGAGGAGAAGAAAGCCGAUGUGAAUUCCAGCGUCCACAAAGAAAUCAAGAGAACUCCGUUGAACACAGUUAGCAAUUUAGGGCCACUGAGGUCUUCUACCAAGAAACAAACUACUCCAGGUUCAGCAGCCCAGAACAAAAGAUCUUCUAAAAGGCUGUCUGCCCAGCAGAGGAGCCAACAGAUGGCUAAAAUCAGAGCAGAGAGGCGCAAAGUGGUAGCUCCCCAACCAGAAGAACGCCCUCCGCUCAAAAAACAGAAAGUGUCUGCAAACACAUCUGUGAAUAAAAGUGCGUCUGACAGCACCGUCUGCUUACCGAAAAUAAAGCCUCAUCUGACGAUGCCCGCCACGCCAACUGUCCUGAAGAGGAAGAAUAUAAUGGUGAAACCCAAGAACUCUGAGGAACAGGAGCUUGAAAAAGUCCAGCAACUUCAGCAGGAGCUGGUAGAGAAACUGCGGAAAAAUGAAGAGUCUCUGAAAGCUGCCAUAGCCGGCGUGGGCCAGCCUGUAAAGAAGAUGGUCAGCCAGGUUACCAAGCCCGUGGAGUUCCAUUUCUGUACCGAUGACAGGAUCAAGCGACCCAAUGAAGGGCCUUCAGGAGAGCAAUAUAAAGAAGUGGACUUCACAGCUGCUCUCAGAAAGCACCCGUCAUCCCCAGCGCGUAUUCCUAAGGGAGGUCAUACUGUGCCCGAACCUUUCAACCUCUCCCAAGGAAACAAGCGCAAGCUGGAGGACUCCAGCGCUGGGGAGUUUGUCUCGACGGCCGAGCAAGUGAAUGCUUUUCACAAACGCACGCCUGCCCGUUACCAUCUGCGCAGCAGGCAGAAGGAGAUGCUGGGACCCUCUCCAGUGAAACAAAUGAAACUUAAGCUGACCAACCCAAAGUCUCCUUUUCUGCUGACGAAGCAGCGGCACCGGCCGGUGAACUGUAAGAGCUCAAAGGAGAUCGAGGAGGAGGAGCUGGACAAACUUCAGCAAUACAAAUUCAAAGCUCAGGAGCUAGACCUGCGGGUCCUGGAAGGAGGCCCAAUUCUUCUUAAGAAGCCUUCUGUUAAGGAACCAACCAAACCCGUUGGAUUUAAUUUGGAAAUCGAGAAGAGACUCCAGCAACGUGAGAAGAAGGAGGAGGAGGUGGAAGAUUAUACCUUUCACUCCAAGCCGUGUCCUUCAAGAAUUCUUGCUGAUGUUGUGGGCAUUCCAGAGAAGAAACUGCUUCCUGUUACUGUCCCCAAAUCUCCAGCUUUUGCCCUGAAAAAUAGAGUCCGUGUUCCACCAUGGAGUGAGGAUAAGGAGGAAGUGCCGGCUAUAAAGGCCAACCCGAUGCCACACUAUGGUGUCCCCUUCAAACCCAAGUUGGUGGAGCAGCAGCAUGUGGAGGCUUGUCCCUUUUCUUUCUGUGAGCGUGACAAAGAGCGACAACAGCUAAAAGAGAAGAAACUAGAAGAUAUGAGAAAAGAGGAGGUGCCAAAAUUUAAGGCCCAGCCCCUGCCUCAGUUUGACCACAUCAGCUUACCUGGGAAGAAGGUGAAGGUUCCAACUCAACCUGAGCCUUUCCACUUACAGAUUGACCAAAGAGGUGCUUCCAAACUACAGCGCUGGAAGGAACAGGUGAAAGAAGAACUAAAACAACAGAAGGAAAUGACAGUUUUCAAGGCUCGUCCGAACACUGUCACGCAUCAAGAACCCUUUGUUCCCAAGAAGGCGCACAGGUCCUUGACUGACUUAGAGAGCCUUUCUGGUUCCAUAGUUCAGGAAAGCUUUGAGCUGGCAACAGAGAAACGCGCCAAGGAGCGCCAGGAGUUCGAGAGACGCCUCGCUGACAUGGAGGCCAAGAAAAGCCUCCUGGAAGAGGAAGAACUUCAGCGUCAGGAGGAGCAAGAGAAGGAAGAGGUCAACAGAUUGAGACACGAGCUGGUUCAUAAAGCCCAGCCGAUCCGUAAAUACAAAGCCGUGGAGGUGAAAGCCAGCGACAUACCUCUGACCGUCCCCCAAAGCCCCAACUUCUCCGACCGCUUCAAGUGUUAGUCCUGGGGCCGCUCACGUCUUUUCAGGAUCCCUCUGGAUUGCCGUCUCCGCUGUUCUGAGUCACGCCGUGAAAUCUCGAGUAUAGAAAAGUUUUUUUUUUUA
Molecule: messenger RNA, 2366 nt
Organism: Spea bombifrons (plains spadefoot toad)
Lineage: Eukaryota; Metazoa; Chordata; Amphibia; Anura; Pelobatidae
Gene: TPX2
Product: TPX2 microtubule nucleation factor
Exons: 17
Coding region: 87-2264 (725 amino acids)
Biological process (GO): regulation of mitotic spindle organization; activation of protein kinase activity
Cellular component (GO): spindle; microtubule
Source: RefSeq, a predicted model, not a curated record